Molecule: messenger RNA, 1611 nt
Organism: Papaver somniferum (opium poppy)
Lineage: Eukaryota; Viridiplantae; Streptophyta; Magnoliopsida; Ranunculales; Papaveraceae
Product: pectin acetylesterase 5-like
Exons: 13
Coding region: 70-1470 (466 amino acids)
Molecular function (GO): hydrolase activity
Source: RefSeq, a predicted model, not a curated record
AAGAACUUGGUACUUUAUAAUAAUAGUACCAAAUCUUUGGUUCUAAAUUCUUUCUCCCUUAAUCUUGUAAUGGGAAAAUUACAGACGCCGGAAACUGCAUAUUUCCAAAAAGUAGAGAGAAAUAGAGGUUGUGUUGCAAACCGGCGAACAAAGGAUUAUGUAAACAAUGGUAUCAGACUUUUGGUUGUUUUCAUGGUAAUCGUUUAUUCAACAAAGACUACCAAUGCACUACCUCCACCCUCAAGCCCAUCCGUUGAUUUUAUUAUUCUGCAUAAUGCUACGGAACUAGGCGCCGGUGUGUCACCCUCAAAGCCAACCCCAUACCCAUCAGGCAAUGAUCCUAAUAAAGUUAAUUUGCAUUUUCUGCAAAAUGCCAAGGAGUUAGGCGCGGUUUGUUUAGAUGGAAGUAAACCUGGGUAUUAUUUCAGCAAGGGUUUCGGUUCUGGAUCUAAUAAUUGGCUUAUUCACAUUGAGGGUGGUGGCUGGUGUGAUUCAAUAGAGUCAUGUUAUAACCGUACACUGAGUCCGUAUGGGUUUGGAUCAUCAAAGUUCAUGGGGGAGGAAAUUGCUUUUAGCGGCAUUUUGAGUAGCAACAAGUCACAAAAUCCUGACUUCUAUAACUGGAACAGAGUGAAGGUACACUACUGCGACGGUGCGUCAUUUUCUGGGACUCCCAUGAGCGAAAAUGAGAAUACAACAAGAAACAACCUCUUCUUCAGAGGGAAGCUCAUCUGGGAUGCAGUUAUGGACGAACUCCUAAAUUUAGGGUUGUCAAACGCUAAACAGGCUUUUCUUACAGGUUGCUCUGCCGGUGGAUUGUCAACUCUUAUAAAAUGUGACAGUUUUGCAGAAUUUUUUCCCAAUGAAGUUAAAGUGAAAUGUCUCUCAGAUGCUGGGUUUUUCAUGGAUGAGAAAGAUAUGUUUGGUGGCCUAACCAUGCGAUCUUUCUUUCAUGAGGUGGUAAAACUCCAGGGAGUGGAGACUAAUUUGAACAAACACUGUCUCGCAGAACUAAAACCAUUUCCGGGAAGCCUGUCCCAGUGUUUAUUUCCUCAAAAUUUUGUCAAGUACAUAAAGACGCCACUUUUCCUCGUCAAUCCUACCUAUGAUUGGUGGCAGAUAGGAAACAUUUUGCAUCCACCUACCCUAAACGAUGGUUGGGUAAAUUGUACAAACGACAUUGCAUUAUGUAACAAAAGUCAGCUCCAGAAAUUACAUGGAUUCCGACAUUCUAUGUUAAAAGAGCUAACGAAAUAUAAAAAGCAAAAGAAUAUGGGUAUGUUUAUAGAUUCAUGCUUUGCUCAUUGCCAGACUGAUAGUGACAAAUGGCAUUUGCAUUCUCCGAAGAUCAACAAUAAGACCAUUGCAGAAGCAGUGGGGGAUUGGUAUUUCAAUAGAAAAACGGUACAUGAAAUCGAUAAUGGCCUAUAUCGUCACAAUCCUACUUGCAGCAAUAAAGUGUGGGAAUGAUAAGAAUAUAUAGUCCGGGCAAAGUUACACAAAGAAUGCCGAGGUUAUAUAUGAGAUCCUUUCGUAUUGGGCGAUCGAGUCGGUUGUGGUAUUCAUGAUUGUAUGUAAAAGCUUUUCUUUUAUUCUUGUAUGUCGCUUGUU